This is a messenger RNA of Monopterus albus (swamp eel), 1769 nucleotides long. Its product is annotated as M protein, serotype 5-like. NCBI's taxonomy places the organism in Eukaryota, Metazoa, Chordata, Actinopteri, Synbranchiformes, Synbranchidae. The transcript is spliced from 2 exons. The record is from RefSeq and is a predicted model, not a curated record. The coding region runs from base 25 to 1551 and encodes 508 amino acids.
UGAGUAGCUUUAAGAGAACGGAAAAUGAGUUGUAUUCAACAAAACGACGCUUUUCUGGAGUCUUCGGACAAUCGUGACAUUUAUUAUGAUUCAAGUGACACGGUGAACAACUGUGAUGCUACGGGUCUGAUCAUACAGACAAUAAAGAUGCAUCACGAUGCAAUGCUCCUCCAAAUUAAGGAGCUCAAAAAACGGCUUCUCGACAAUGAAUGUUUGGAGGAAUUGGAACGGCAAAAUGACACUAUGCAACAAGAAAUUCAACACAUGAAGGAGAGACAAAAUGAGAAAGGCGCGUUUCUUGCUGUGAGACAAGAGAAUGAGGAGCUCCAGCAAGAACUUAAGAGCCUGCAGGAAAAACCCCAAAGUGAAUCUGCUUUGGAGGAAAAGUGUACUGCCAUGAAGAAGGCAACAGAAGCAAUGAGAGAGCAGAACAGUGCCAUGCAAAAGGAAAUCCUGGGGCUCAAGGAAAGAUAUCAACAUUUCAAAGCUUUGGAAGAUUCCUACAAUGUCGCAAAAGCAGAGAAUGAUGCAAUUAGCCAGCAGAAUGAUACUUUGCGACAUGAUAUUCAGGAGAUCUGCAAAGAGCUCCAUAAUGAAAAAGCUUUGCAUAGGAUGAACAAUGCCAUAAAAGUGUCACAAAAGACCUUGAGUCACCAAAAUGAUGCCCUGCGGAAGGAACUCCAGGAUCUCUACAAAGAGUAUGAAAAUGCAAAGAUCCUGGGAGACCAGUGUAGGGAACGUAUGUCUCACAUGGAGGCUUUGAAGAAAGAAAACGACAAUUUGCAACAGCAAAUCCACAUCGUCAGCAGAGAGCUCCAGAUCAGGAAACCUUUAAAAGUAGAAUAUGACGAACUGGAAGCUGUGGAGAAAGCCACGCAGGCACAAAGGAGAGUCCUGGUGAAAACGCAAAGUGAGAUCUUAAAAAAGCUUGUAAAUGAAGAAGACCGUUUUUCCAAAUGUAACAUGCUGAAGGAGGAGACAGAUACCUUGAAGCAAAAAAAUGAGAGAAUGACUAAUGACAUUCAGAUUUUCAAAGAGCAUCUGGAAAAUCUGAGGGCUUCUAACGCAAAUCAUAAGUCACUGAAGGCAGAGAACAGGACUCUCACCAACCAAAACAACACUCUACAAAAAAAACUUCAGGAGCUGGAGAAGCAGCUUUCAAAGGAGCGAGCCUUAGUAGAAAAAAUUAAUGCAAUAAAAGAAGAGAAUGUUGCCCUGAGCAUAGGAAACAAUCUCCUGUACAGCAAGACUGACAAACUCCGCUGCUCACUCCAAGGUGAAAAAGUUCUGGGCAUCACCUAUGAUUCCCUGAAACUGGAGAAAAAUGUCUUGAGCAAGCUGAAUGAAGCUCUACAUAAGGAACUCCAGAAGCUUCGUAAAAAACUGAAAAAAGAAAAAGCUUUGAAGGACAAGUGUACAAUAAUGGAGGCGACUAAAGAUGAACUCAGCAGACAAAAUGAGGCAUUAGAAAGGCAGAUUAUAAAUGAGGCAAAGAAUAAUCCAAUAAAAGAAGAGAAUGAUGCCCUGAGAAAAGAAAAUAAUCUCCUGUAACGCACAACUAAUGUACUCCUCUGCUCACUUCAAGGUGAAAAAGUUCUGGGCAUCACCUAUGAUUCCCUGAAACUGGAGAAAAAUACCUUGAGCAAGAAAAAUGAAACUCUACGUAAGCAACUCCAGCAGCUUUAUAAAAAAAACUGAAAAAAGAAAAAGCUUUGGAGAAGUGUACAACAAUGGAGGCGACUAAAGAUGAACUCAGCAGACAAAAUGAG